AUGGGUUUCUUGCUUCUUUUGUUUCUGGUGUUCUUUGCUCCACUGCUGCUCUUCAUCGCAUGGCUUGCAGCGUCAUCUUGCCUCGGGAAUCGCUUUCGUUCGAUACGGCCAGGAUCCGACUUCUAUGGGUCGAAUUACCUCCGGACCAUGGCCAAUUCAGGCCCCGCUAUGUCCGAACAGAUCGAGAUGGACGACAUGCUGGCGGAACCAGGAACACACCGUGACUUUGAUGAAGAGGAUUGA
This is a messenger RNA of Penicillium brevicompactum, 243 nucleotides long. RefSeq lists its product as uncharacterized. NCBI's taxonomy places the organism in Eukaryota, Fungi, Ascomycota, Eurotiomycetes, Eurotiales, Aspergillaceae. The coding region runs from base 1 to 243 and encodes 80 amino acids. The transcript has 2 exons. The record is from RefSeq and is a predicted model, not a curated record.